AUGAUCCGCUACUCGAAGCAGCAGCUCUUGUCCUUACGCCCUGCGGCAAUCGAGCACGUCAUGAGAGGCCGCGUCGUGGAUCAUCCGCCGUUCCUGAAGAUUCCGGAGAGCUUUGCGCCGCUACUCAGCUUGCCAUUUGCGAUGGAAUACGUUAACGUGGACGCUGCGAUGCAGCUUGUCGAGCAUCGAUCGUAUGCAAGCCGACCUGCCUCAUCGCCGCCCACUAGCGUUGCCCGCACCGAGGACCUCGACGACGAGGCGCAAGCGCGCCUGUACACCUGCCCUGUAUGCGCUCAGGGCAGGCUCCAUUCCUGCACUGCCAUACAACACAUCCUUCAGCGAACAAGCCGGUACUUUAUGUCGACCAAGCUGGGAGCGGCUCUCAUGCAGCCGGCGCUGGUUGUGGAGUCACUGCUGCAGCUCGCGCUGGUGUUUGAUGCGAAACAAAGCUCCUUGCGCUUGCGCAUGCUGGCGGAGCAGAGCCCUCGUGUGGUGCAUCUCGUCGAGGAGUACCUGUGUGGCGAGGGGUACCACCUCCCACUGCCGCCCGUCACGGCGCACGAGGACUGGGCGGCGCUCAACGCCAUGCUGAGGUUCGACGCCAUCCGCGACAACAAAACCCGCGUCAUCACGGACCUGUCGAAGCACUGGAAGAAGCGUCGCACGCAGUUUGAGCAGUUUGUCUACUUUUUUGCCUUCCGCGACGCGCGGCCGGUGAGGCCGGCCAAGAACAUCAUCACAAAGUCCGCGAAGCCUGGCAUGGUGGCCAUGCUGACGGGGGACGUGCCGGCCAUGGUUCUGCUUCACCGCUUAGGCUUCUUUAUUCCACCAGACUAUUACUGGAAAGUCUUCCCGUUCCUGCGUCAGGCGCUUGGUGAGGGCACCCUGUCGUAUGACGUUGUGCGGCAUCUCGGUCUCUACCUUUCCUCGGCUCAGCCAGCGGACAUGUACAACCCAGUCGAGGUGCCUAUACACGCGUAG
This is a messenger RNA of Leishmania major strain Friedlin, 981 nucleotides long. RefSeq lists its product as hypothetical. NCBI's taxonomy places the organism in Eukaryota, Euglenozoa, Kinetoplastea, Trypanosomatida, Trypanosomatidae. The transcript has a single exon. Bases 1 to 981 code for a protein of 326 amino acids. The record is from RefSeq and is a predicted model, not a curated record.